This is a messenger RNA of Penicillium lagena, 300 nucleotides long. RefSeq lists its product as uncharacterized. The transcript has a single exon. The record is from RefSeq and is a predicted model, not a curated record. The coding region runs from base 1 to 300 and encodes 99 amino acids. NCBI's taxonomy places the organism in Eukaryota, Fungi, Ascomycota, Eurotiomycetes, Eurotiales, Aspergillaceae.
AUGAUCCCAGGCACUGCCGCACCGAACCCCGUUGCAUUGUACACGCUGCCAAACGGCAAAUUAAUCCCUGAGCUCGUGGGGCCGAUUGAGCCUCAAAGUCCCAGUCCGUUCGCUUACCCACAUCUGACGGGUCUCUGGUUGGCCACUUCGGAUUCAACCCGCGACUUAGGCCGGUGGACCUCCCAUCUGUGCUCUAUCCUAUCCGGUCUGGGAGCGUGCAUUAUGCCCGAUAAGGCGCUGAUCGACUCGGAGAUGAUCGACUCUGACGCAGUAACUAGUGUACCGGUAGGCGAUGACUGA